Messenger RNA from Papaver somniferum (opium poppy), 657 nucleotides. RefSeq lists its product as uncharacterized. The transcript has a single exon. The record is from RefSeq and is a predicted model, not a curated record. Lineage: Eukaryota; Viridiplantae; Streptophyta; Magnoliopsida; Ranunculales; Papaveraceae. The coding region runs from base 1 to 657 and encodes 218 amino acids.
AUGAUAAAUUGUCUUGUUAAUCUUAAUAGUCAGAAUACUAGUUCCUUAAUAACUUGUUUGUAUGGGGCUCUAAAUGAGUCUGAGAAAACUAGGAAAUGGAACCAUCUUAAUGCUUUAAGGGCUACUUAUCCAAACCCUUGGAUCGUUAUAGGUGACCUUAAUUUCAUUUUGCAUAAUGAUGAGAAAGAGGGGGGAAAUCAAGUUAGUCAAUCUGAAUUAGAGGCCAAUAACAUGCUUUUAAACAUUAAUAAUCUUUCUAGUAUGCCCUACAUUGGAAACCCAUUUACUUUGACCAAUAGAAGAGAUGGUAAUGAAUUUAUCCUAGAGAGGUUAUAUAUAGCUGUUCUUUCUUAUGAUUGGACAAAUAUUUAUAUUAAUGUUGCUCUUUAUCAUCUAACAGUUGUAGGAAGUGAUCACUUCCCUAUCAUGUUGCUUACUAGCAAGAUGGAAAAUAGCACCAAAAAACCUUUUAGGGUGAAUAAGGCCUGGUUUAGAGACCUUAGCUGUACUGAGAUCAUUAAAUCAGAAUGGAAAUGUAAUCAAAAUGGUUCUCCUGCUUUCUUGUUCACUCACUGUCUUAGGAAUACUAAAUUUGGUCUAAGAAACUGGAACUAUCAUCAUUUUGGAAAUAUAAACACUCAAAUCUCAAACCUGUAA